AUGGACCCAGGUGGUUCUACAUUUGAUUUAACAGCGCCAGCCUAGUUUUUAUAACCUAAAAUUAAUGUUAGCAAGCAGGCUGAGUAACCGAUCAACAAGCCUUAAAAGGAUGUAUGGAAUGUAUAUAUAAAGCAGUUACAACAAAAAACACAAGCUUCAAAUUCAAAACUACCUUAAUUAAACAGCAAUUAGAAUGUGGCGAAAGGUUCAAACCAAAAGUAGACCUAGCAGGUGCAAUAAUCAUCUCCAAAGCCAAUCUAGAAGGCUAAAAAGAUUGAUUUGUUUAGAGAUGCAUUGUCAUAAGCAACAACAAAAUAUUUACCUCCUGGGAAAAAGGAGAAGGACAAGACUCAAAAACCUAAACCAUAAUAAGAAUUGCAACAGCAAUAGAUAGAGGAGAUCAAGAAGGAAUAUGAGGAUUUGGUGUAAAAUCAUUAUAAAGACUUGUAUGGACAUGUUGCGAAUGAUCAGUAGAAGAGUUUGCAGGAUUUACAUAAUAAGAGAAUUGUUACUGCGUUGCAGGAUUUGGAAUCCAGGCCGAAAGUUUAGAAUGCUCUUGAGAAGAAGGAGGAACAAAUCAAUAAGCAAAGGUUGUAUAAGGAUAGACUACUGUAUGACAUCAAGUAGAUGAUCAUAAAGAGCAGAAGGCUGGAUGAAUUACUGAAUGAUUUGGUGUUGCAAAAUGAGGAUACAGUUAAGGAGACAAUAGAGGAGUUGUUGGAGAAGGAAUAAGUAUAGGAGGAGAAAAUGGCGAAAUAAACUUAUGAAAUCGCUAAGUUGAGAGACAUGUAUUUAAAAAGAAGGAAACUAUUGUUGGAAGUGCAAAAAUAAUGUCAAAUCACCUAUGAUGGAUUAAAAAUCAAAUAUUAAUAAUAUGAAGCAUCCUCUCAGAGUAUGAUGAGUAGGAAGAAGCAAUUGGAAUCGUUAUCAAAGAUAGUUGCAAAGUAUCGAAGUGAGUUUUAGAGUUAACAGAACUUCUUUGGAGCCAGUCUAAGAGGGAGAUUUGAUCCUAUGUUGGAGGAAAUAUUGGAGGAUGAACUGUCCAAAUGUGGUGAUGAAUAGGCUUUGGAGAUCGUUUAGCAAGGGGAAAAGAAGAUCAUAGCCAUCAAGGAAGAUAAUGAAAAGAGGAAGAGGGGGGAACAGAAAGAUAAAGCCAAAUUGGCAAUUGAGAAUGCGACUUAAAAUAUUAAUAAACAAAAAUAGGAUAUACAAUAGGAAUUGGAGAAAAAAAAAUAAAUGUUCUAAAAAUUAAGAGUAGUUACUAGCAUUUCAAAUUAAGAGAUCAUGAAGAAAUAUAAAUUAAAUAUGGAUUUAGAUUAAAAUGAAUUAAAAAACAUUCAAGAAUAUGUUGGAAAAGAAAUUGAAAGAUACGAAAGAUAGAAUGAUGAAUUAAGGUCAGAAAUUAAAAAAUUGAAAUAUGAAUAAGAGAAUUCAAUAUUAGAUGCUCAAAUAAAUUUGGAUCAAUUGGAAAGAGAUGUUACUAAAUAAUAAGAUUGUUUGUCAGAAAAAGAGAAAUAAGUUAAAAAAGUUGAAAAAUCAAUAGAUGAAGUGACCAUGUCCUUAUCUAGAAUUAUGUAUCAAUUAAGUGGUAAAGGAAUGAAGGCAAAAAACAUCGAAAUUAAAAGGUCUGCUUUAGUAGCAACAGCCUCGACUAUCUAAUUACGUUUGGAAAGAAUGCUAACAGUGCUGUCAAAAACAUAAGAGUUCUUAAAUGAAGAAUCUAUUAACACAAAUCCAAGAUACAAUAAGGUUGAAGAUUUUAUAUGUUUGAAUCCAAAGAGUUAUAUAUCCCAAGAAAUUAAUGAGUAAGUCGAGGGUAACAUAAAGUUUGUGUAUAAGGAAGAGGAUAGCUCUGAUGAAGAUUGCAAAGAUAUGGAUGAAGUGAGAUAAUAAGUAAAGACCAAAGCUUAAGAAGAUAAACCGUAAGUAGUUGUAGUACAAAAGAAAGAUAAAAAACUUAAGUGA
Molecule: messenger RNA, 1965 nt
Organism: Paramecium tetraurelia
Lineage: Eukaryota; Ciliophora; Oligohymenophorea; Peniculida; Parameciidae
Exons: 5
Source: RefSeq, a predicted model, not a curated record